Mycena citricolor is the source of this 531-nucleotide messenger RNA. NCBI's taxonomy places the organism in Eukaryota, Fungi, Basidiomycota, Agaricomycetes, Agaricales, Mycenaceae. The record is from the annotation of a GenBank genome assembly.
AUGCGUUCUCCAUCUCCGGUUGCUUCCGGCUCGAAUCACACGCUGGAUGAUGGUCCUCCUGCCAAACGCAGUCGUAUCGAGGAGAUCCCCGACGUCGAGAUGGCCACCGGCCAACAGAACGAUCUUGAUCUUCUGUUUGGAGAUAGCGAGUUCGCCCAGGCUGAACCGCAAAAGAACCUUUCCUCGAGUGCUUGUACAGCACACGAAUCCACCAUUUCGUACCGAUUCCCAUCGUCGUCUGGGAGUCCAUCCCCUCCCCCCAUCGUACCAUCGUCGCCCGAUCUGGCGCAUCAAAACCAACCCGGGCCCUCCGACCCCUACCUCGCCCUCCCACCGCCUGAAGACGAGAUCCCCGACCUCGACGAACUGCCCUCCGAACAACCACCCUCGCCUCCACCUCACACGCCUGCCCCUACCAUGUCAGGGCAUCACCGCAUCACCCUCGCCGCCAACCCCCCCUACUUCGAUGGCGACAAGUCCAAAUACCUGGGCUUUGUGGACGCGUGCACCACUUACAUCGGUGCCUAUUGA